UUUUUCCAAAUAUUCCUGGAGAAUUUGUUCUCUGCUUUGUUUAUAGUCAUCACUAAUAGUACUAUAGUAGUAUAAGACGUCUCAAAUUCUCCUCCAUCAGUACUGAAAAAAUUCAAAUUUCUUUUCUUUUUCAUCCUUGAAAUGAAUUCAAUGACCAGCUACAAACAGUUUGAAGUUCAAUUUGAAGAACCAAACCCCAAAAAAUGGUGUGUUCUAUUAAAAGAAGAUGUGUUUGUAACAUUGAUGAACAAGGGGAAUUUUAUAACACAUAAAGUUCUAUGUGAAGGUUCACUGUUUAGUCCAUUAUUGUUUGGGAAAUUUUUUGAUCCUUCAGAUGCAUUUCCACUUUGGGAAUUUGAUUCAGAUGUGUUAUUGUCCAAUGCUCGAAGCUCUAAUAAUCAGUGCACAGUUGAUUGGGCUCAAACUGACACAGAUUAUGUAUUGAGAGCAGAAAUACCAGGAGUUGGUAAAGCUGGCAUUCGUGUUUCCGUUGAGGAUGGGAAAGUUUUAGAGGUCAGUGGGCAGUUGAGGCUAAAAAUAGAGACCGGGACGAAGGACUGGAGAGCUGGAAACUGGUGGGAACACGGCUGUGUUCGGAGGAUUGAACUGCCUGAAAAUGCAGACUGGAAGAAAACAGAGGCAUUCUUGAGUGGUGAUCACAAAUUCUUAGAAGUUAAAAUUCCAAAGAUCCCUCCAAAUAUUAGUGAUGUACCUUGAAGGAGCAAUUAAGGGGGAAAAUAAAGACUCUGAGAUUGCCUAACAGAGAUGUAUAAAAUGUAAUCAAUAUUUUGUAUGACA
This is a messenger RNA of Lycium barbarum (goji berry), 798 nucleotides long. Its product is annotated as 21.7 kDa class VI heat shock protein. NCBI's taxonomy places the organism in Eukaryota, Viridiplantae, Streptophyta, Magnoliopsida, Solanales, Solanaceae. The transcript is spliced from 2 exons. The coding region runs from base 142 to 717 and encodes 191 amino acids. The record is from RefSeq and is a predicted model, not a curated record.